This is a messenger RNA of Hyla sarda, 2627 nucleotides long. It is a transcript of the gene TGM4, whose product is annotated as transglutaminase 4. Gene Ontology annotation, molecular function: protein-glutamine gamma-glutamyltransferase activity. The record is from RefSeq and is a predicted model, not a curated record. Gene Ontology annotation, biological process: peptide cross-linking. The transcript is spliced from 14 exons. Bases 336 to 2519 code for a protein of 727 amino acids. Lineage: Eukaryota; Metazoa; Chordata; Amphibia; Anura; Hylidae.
AUUCCAUCGCAUUUCAACUGGAUGGUGCCGGUCUCUUCACGGGUCACACUGGGGAACAAGGAGUGAUUCCUAAUGACAUACAGAGAUAUAAAACAAAACAAUAAUCAAACUACAAAUUAUAAUAAACAGAAUAUUGAUAGUCAAAACCAGAGGCCAUAAUAUGAUAAAGCCCUGGCUCUUAAUAGAGCCACUUAGGCUAGAAUUACGUAUGUCAGGCUCUGGUGAAACUCCUCACAACUGAUGCCACAACUGAUGACAGAAGUGCAUCAGUUGGCAUCAGUUGUUUAGCAUCUGGCAUUUAUUAUUGUGCAUGCUGGGGAGGGGAACGCAGCAAGAUGCGUGCCCCUGUCCAUAGCUCAUGCGUCGUGUUUCACUAUCCGGUGUCCCACUUGAGACGCCAGAUCAAUAUGAACUGUCCAAUUCCAAUGGAGGGGAAGUGGAAUACUCAGGUUCUCUAUACUUACAUGGCUUUGAGAGCAACACACGUGGACUUCCUUAAGCAGGACAAUGCCAGUCUACACAACACUUCCGAGUAUGACAACUCAAACCUCAUUGUGAGACGCGGACAGCCAUUCAAAUUGAAGAUUUCCUUUGACAAUCAAGUGACUCAGAGAAAUAAAGUAACUUUGCAGUUUACAACUGGGUCCCGUCCGAUGAAAGCAAAUGGAACCCUUGUGGCUAUUGAGCUCAACUCUUCAAGGCUGCCCUACGAUUGGAGUGCUAAAACCCUGGAGAAUCAUGGUAGAGAGUGUACAGUAGUUGUGAACACUCCAGCCAAUGCAAUCAUUGGAAAAUAUUUCCUCAGUAUAAUAACAGGAAGAGGAAUGGUCUACAUGACAGGAGAUUGUCCUAUUUAUGUCCUGUGCAACCCUUGGUGCAAAGAUGACAGUGUAUAUAUGCCAAACGAAGAUGAGAGGAAAGAAUAUGUUCUAAAUGACACUGGUUACAUAUAUGUGGGAUCACAAAAUAACAUCAAAGCAAGGCCAUGGAAUUUUGGGCAGCAUGAAGAAGACGUGUUGGAUUGUUGCUUCUUUCUUCUUGACCGUAGUGGACUGAAACCAGCAGCAAGGAGGGAUCCCGUGAUUUUAUCAAGGAAGUUCUCAGCUUUAGUUAACUCAAAUGAUGACCAUGGAGUCUUGACAGGCAAUUGGUCUGGAAAGUAUUCUGCAGGGUGUUCCCCCACCUCUUGGACAGGAAGCAGUGCCAUUCUGCAAAAAUUUUAUAAAACAAAAAAGCCGGUUCUAUUUGGUCAAUGUUGGGUUUUCUCAGGAGUUGUGACAACAGUGAUGCGCUGUAUAGGAAUCCCAGCAAGAAGUGUCACUAACUUUUCUUCAGCUCAUGAUACAGAGGAGAAUCUAAAGAUUGAUUUUUAUAUGAAUGAGAAAGGAGAAAAGAUGGAUGAAUAUUGCAGUGACUCUGUUUGGAACUUCCAUGUAUGGAAUGAUGUAUGGAUGAAACGACCAGACCUUCCCAGUGGAUAUGAUGGCUGGCAAGCAAUAGAUGCAACCCCGCAGGAACCAAGUGAAGGUGUCUUCCAGUGUGGCCCCUGUUCUCUGACAGCUUUAAAAAAGGGAAUAGUAUACCUGCCGUAUGAUGCCAAGUUUGUGUUUGCUGAGGUAAAUGCUGACAAGAUGGAAUGGAUGGUAAAAGAAAUAAUGGGAGACGAGCAAAUCACCCUGUUACGGGAGGAGAAAAAGAGCAUUGGGAAAAACAUCAGUACUAAGGCAGUCAAUAGGAACUUGAGACAAGAUAUAACAUUAGAAUACAAACACAAGGAAGGUUCCCCAGAAGAGAGAGAGACUUUCCAAGUUGCCUGUUCUAACUUAAAGUCAGAUGCUUGCUUGGUGUUUGCGGCUCCGCCAGUACGCCCUCCACCUGGAAUUAAGAUACAGAUCACAGGAGAAAAGGAAUUACCUCCCGGGAAUCCAUUGUCCCUUAAUAUAGUGAUUGAAAAUGAAUCAGAUCAGUCAAAAACAGUGAAUGUCACUGCUGGCUGUCAGCUACAAGCCUAUACAGGCAAAAUCAUUGCCUCACUGGCAUCCAUCACCGAGACCGUGGAAGUGGCAGAGAAACAAGUUGCUACCAUUCCCGUGAACAUUGCUGCUGACCAAUACAUGAAGUUUAUGACUUUAGUAGAUGAUGAGCUCAUGAUCAGACUGAAUGUCAUAACAGAAACUAAAGAGGAAAAAAAUAGCGAGUGCCUGGUCAUAUCAUUUAUAUACCCACCUAUCAAAGUAGAGAUGCCAGAAACUGGAAAGAUUAAUGAAGAUUUUACCUGUACAUUCACAUUUAAGAAUACUCUAAGUGUUCCCUUAGAGAAAUGCGAGUUACAUGUAGAAGGACUUGGCCUCUUCCGACUUGAGAAGUUUGAUCAAGGGGAUGUUAAACCAGGAGGAAUAUUUCGCUCCAAGAUUAUAUGUGCCCCAAGGAAGGUUGGAGAAAGGAAAAUCGUGGCUGAGCUCCUUUCCAAGCAAAUUAAAGGAAUCCAUGCUGAGAAAAUAAUCAAUAUCACCCAAUAAAUCCUGAAGAGAUGGAUUUUAUUGCGCCGUACAAUAAAUGCCUUGUUGACUUGGUGCAGAUGGUUCUGCCAAAGUACUUACCAUGAAUAAAAAAUAAAAAUAAGAAUU